Lasiodiplodia theobromae is the source of this 1698-nucleotide messenger RNA. Its product is annotated as C6 transcription factor. Gene Ontology annotation, molecular function: zinc ion binding; transcription cis-regulatory region binding; DNA-binding transcription factor activity, RNA polymerase II-specific. The coding region runs from base 1 to 1698 and encodes 565 amino acids. The record is from RefSeq and is a predicted model, not a curated record. The transcript has 4 exons. Lineage: Eukaryota; Fungi; Ascomycota; Dothideomycetes; Botryosphaeriales; Botryosphaeriaceae. Gene Ontology annotation, cellular component: nucleus. Gene Ontology annotation, biological process: positive regulation of transcription by RNA polymerase II.
AUGUCCGACCAAGCUCUCCCCACCGACCAGUCCGAUUCCCAGACCCAGAAGCGCCGUAUUCGCAAGCGGACUGGCACCACCAGAGAACGCACCGGUUGCGUGACUUGCCGUCGUCGCAAGAAGAAAUGCACCAAUGAAUACCCUGUCUGUGACCACUGCCGCCGUCUGAACUUUGAAUGCAUUCGCGAGGAGCCCCGCCAAGCAGUCGUGGGCAAGUCUGCUCCCGGAGAUGGCUCCGUGAAUGGCCCUCUCCCUGAGGCCGACACCACCGUUCUUGCGACCUCUUCGUCCACUGUGCUUGCUGUUCCCUCCUCUACCUGGACCGCUCCAGUCCUCUCUUUGGAUCCCGUGGCGAGCUGGCCCGGAACCGCAGGCGAUAGCACUGCCGCAACUAGCCGCAGACUGCUCCUCCGCUAUUACCUUCAGACCCUUUCAACCCUUCUAACUAGUACGCUUGAGAAUAAUUGUUUUGCUUCUGUCUUCCUUCCCAUGGCCACCGAGUCUCCGAUGUUGCUCAAUGCCAUCAUCGCUCAUUCUUCUUCCCACUUGUCCUUGAGAGACAAGUCUUACGAAGUUCUCGCAUUGCAGAGCCGGAGCAAUGCCUUGAGUUCUCUAGCCGCCUCCCUUUCUUCUACAGACCGGGAUCCCGAGCUCGACCUAUCCUGUUGCCUAGUUCUGUGCUCCAUGGAAUCCAUCCUCGGCGAUACGAGCAAGUGGUAUAACCACUUGGUCGGAGCCUCCCAGAUCAUUCGCGCCACCUCGGGCACCAUGUACGAAGACGGCCAACUCAGUGCCGACCAGCUGGCACAGUUCUUCAACACCUUCGAGGGACGGUGGCUGAAGCGCAAUUUCGCCUACCAUGAUGCCCUGCAUACCGUCACCAUGAAUACACGACCGCUGAUCUCGGGCUACUAUUGGCAAUCAGCCGACGAAGAGGUCGCCGACUCUUAUUUUGGCCUGGCAUCUAGGAUAAUCUAUCUGAUCUCCGAGAUCAGUGUUCUCAACGCUGAUAUGGCCGAGGCUACCGCAGCUUUUGCCAAGGAAGCUACCCAGUCUCCCUCUCCGGCAUCAUCCACCACGACGGGGACGUCACCGACGGUGAUUGGAGAGGACGAAGCAAAGAUACUCGACGACCCAGAGAUCCAGCAUGUCCCCCGCUCAGACAUUCCACUACCCGAAACCAAUGGACAGUCACAAGUCAGGUCGGAUUUCUCAAGUAGAGCACAACGCCUGGAGAGCGAACUCCAAGAAUGGACACCACCGGAUUGCCAGGACAUUCACCUGAAGGCUAUGGCCGAGACUUACCGCAACGCCGCCCUGAUCCACCUCUACCGAGUCUUGCGCCGUCACCUUCCGGACCUCACACCGGCCCUAGAUCGCAAAUUGGCCGCACCAGUUCAAGGGAUUGUUGAAGCAGUGGAGAAGAUGCCCGUCAGAUGCUUGCCGGAGACGACACUUCUAUUUCCAUUAUUCAUGGCCGGCGGAGAGACGAAUCAAGCAGAUCAGAUACGCAUCAUCCGCCAGCGCAUGGUGGAUAUAAUCAACUACCGCCACUUCCACAACGUCGAAGUCGCCCUCACCGUCCUGGAUGAGCUGUGGCGGCUACGUGCCGGCAACACCACACCUGGCAACGGCCAGCGGCGAGUUGAUUGGGUCGAUGUCCUCGCUCGCCGACGGUGGCGCCUGGCAUUGACUUGA